GUUGUUAUAAGAAUGUUGUGUCAUUUAUACACGUGUUUUUAGCACAAAACAUCUAGUUUGAAAAGUUGAUUUGAAAUUAGUUUUCUUAUAUAUUUACAGCGUUUAUUUACUUUAUAUAUUUACUGUGUACCUGGCAACUGAAACCAGAAAAUCAACCUGAAUCAAUCGAUUAGUAAAAACCGUUUGCGUGUUUUUUAGUUACCUUUUUUAGUUUGGUAUUUUUUUAGUUUUUUUAGUUAAUAUAUUCAGUAGGAUUUGCUAUAAAAUAUGGAGUGCCGGAGAACUCACUUGAGAGUCAGGAGAUGCAGAUUCUAAGCAGGACCUCCGUAUUCCAUUAUUACCAAGCAAGUACACGUGCAUCAAUAACUCAGGCGUGAUAGUGAUGACAACUGAUCGUGUCUUGAUGAGUGAAAGCAGUUCUGUUAAAAUGGUUCUGGAGAUUGACAUUGAUUUGAGUGAAUACGGCGAAGCAAAUGUCAAGUCAACAGACAAACAAGAACUGAUCAGACAGUUGGACAAACACAAUGGCGAAAUCGGACACAGUUCGAUUUUUGACAACAUUUUCCCAAAAUUACUUCCAGUGUAUACAACUGACGUCCACUACCGAAACAGUUUCAUCCAUCCGACACUCAGAAAUUUCUGUCUGAGUUCACAGAAAAAACCGCCCCAAACAUAUUCCACAGCUCCAGAGGAACGAUGGGCCAUAUUCCCGAAUUGGGAUGUUUGCUCUAUCUUCAAACUCUUCGAUCCAGCAGAUAUUACCGAAGGACUUCAAUCAGGCAUUACUCGAUCCAGUUAUCAGCUUCUGGUAGACGUGCAGAGACUUCAAGCGUUUCUGAUAUUAAUAGUUAGAAAGUCAGACAAUGCAAAUAAUUUUUCACACUUUAUCGAACUUCACAGACUACUUGGGCAAGUGACACCGUUCAACAUAGUUACACCAGUAGUAUUAUUGGCACAAGGAGUAAGCAAAGACAUUCAAACCCUGCCUCGUGAAGAAGACAUCGUCAACCUUCAAAUAGUAUCUGAGAAGGAUGAUUUAACUAGUUUGGUGCCAAAGCCACACCACGAGGCACAUGGUGAUGAUGGAUUCAAGUAUCUUGUCGCCUUGCUGGUUUUCUUGGCACCAAGAUUCAACAGCUUAACGUUGUGCACGAGAGAGUUAAAGCCUCCUAAUCCAGCAGAUUGCGACAGAUCAUUCAAGUUAAAUGACAUUGAACAAGUUUCCCGUCUCGUGGACUACUAUUUUCAAAAUCUGAACGGACCGGUUCAGUCAGUACCAAGAAUCGACGAUAUCCCAGGAGGUGUAUUGUACGGCCACUGUGAUGAAGAAGGAAACCCGUGUAUCCCACGUGGUGAUACUUACAAAGAGUCGGCUUAUAAAGGCGAAUUUCUCGAAUUUUGGGAUGAGUGUGUUGCAAACAUUGAUGAAGCAGUGGGAUUGUUUCUACACAGUUUUAAUGGCUCAAACUCGAUCAGAGUGUUUUCAAACGCAUCUGACACUGACAACUUUGAGAUAGAUUGGCUCUACGUCAACAACCACCAACUUGUGGCGAUAGAAGUUGGUCGCUCUUGUGGCGGGAUACCUGCAAAAAUCAUCAAAGAGAAAAUUGAACAGAUGCUUACAAGGACUGUUCCGAGAAUUCAACACAUGCUGAUGAGUAUCAUCAAGACAUACACAACUCACCAGGAACCAACCGAGGAACAAAAUAAUACUGUCAGAGCUUAUCUCGGUGAGAACGUUUUGUUCAUUAUUGCACUCACUAAUGUUCAAUUGGAAGACAUUCGUAAGCAUAUCAGCGGCCGAAUCAGUGAUAAUAACAGAAAACGAGCGGCUGGCAAAAAAGUUGUCGAUGACAUUGAUUGUUCAUCCAGUGACAUUCUUAAUCAAGUUUGGUUCAUUACGAAGGAAACGGUAGAAUCAUCCCCAGAGAAGAAAAUGAUUUAUCAGUUCAGCGGGCUGAUGGGACAAUCAUCAUGUUGCAAACAAACUUUGUGGACAGGUAUCUUGGCAUUUAAGAAAAAUCAAGCGGAAUGUCAGAAAAAAACGUUACAUCAUUACAUAGCUGGUAUAAUUUAUCUAUCGUACAGUUUUCAACAACCUUUGAGCGUCCGUGACCGUCUUCAACAGCAGCAAAAUGAUUAUAUCGAAUCUCGAUAUGGAAACAAAUCCGAAGCUCCAGAUGUCAAAUAUGAUGACAGAAAGGUGUUCCAGUUCCAGAUAUCUGACAUUGUUCUAAGUCCACAGCAGCUCUCAAUUCUGAGAAGUGGCAUUCGCCAACUUGUUAUUUACGGAGAGGCUGGAUCCGGAAAGUCAUCAUUGCUACUCGCGCUUGCUGUAGAAAAAUGCGGGAAGCAAAAAGUUUCAUCAGCAGAACACGUGUAUUACUUCUUGCCUGACCGGAAAAAAUUUUUCCGUGAAGAUUUAGAAACGUUUAGGCAGAAAUAUUGUCAAGAAAGAUAUUUCCAUGUCACUUGUCUCAGCAAGUUCAAAGAGAUCAUCAAUAACACCUCGUGCAAAGCCACGUUCCUGGUUGACGAAGUAUACCAUACUGACAUAGAUGAAAUGGUAGCGUUCGAAAAUCGAGGCAGGCUUCCAACCGUGGCUGGGUGUGUAGUAUGGGUAGCGUGUGUUAUUGGUGGUCAAAAGAAUGCCCCUGUAUUCUACCAGUACCCGGGCAGAUUCAAAACGCGUUUUCUUACGGUACUAUACAGAAGUUCCGCGCAUAUAUCUGGACUAUCUACGUACAUUCUGAAUAAAUGGAUAUUACCAGAACUCGAUGCUUGGUCUGCUGUUCUUUUCAAAUGCUUCUCAUCGGGGAACAAAAAAUCUUUCCAGUUGAUACGAAUUUCGCCCUCAGACCAAGAUCAGCAACAUGUCAUACGUGAAAUGAACUCAAAUUCAGUUGUAUUCUCAGUUUAUACAACACUCAGUCACAACACGAUACAACAUAAAGCGAAGCUAAUUAAUGUUAACAUGGAAAGUGUGUCUAAAAUAGACGAUUUGGAGUUCACUGGGACAGAAUGGGAUCACGUUUGCAUUUUUAUCGGGAAUGAAUUUCACGAUCUUCUUCUCUCAGUGGUUUACAGCAUGAUAACACGAGCUGUGAAAAGUGUUAUCAUAUACACGGAAAACUCAACAGUGUGUGACGUGAUUGAUACCUAUCAUAAUCAUGCCGGCGACAAACUUGUUCUGCAAAUUCGCAGUGACAAUUUUCCCAAGAUAACCGAUAUAAAGCAACAUUUGAUAGAUGAUACAAAGCUUGUAUCCUCUCUUUUAGAAGUAUUAUUCCUGAAAGGAGACUCCGAGAAACCAGAUGUAUUUAAUCUCAUAAAGUACAUUAUCCAACUACAUCGCGACCAUGCUUACAAUUCUAGCAGUGUGUGGCUGCCAGCAUUUUUCAAAACUCCCAAAUGUGGACAUUUUCUGAAAGGUUGCAGGGAGCUACCCACAAUAGCUGAAGUUAUUAGGCAAACGCGUUAUGACCGUCUCGAAUAUUUGCUAACGUUUAAUUGUCACAAACCAACAUUAUUCUAUAUAUUCGACAUACUGGAAAGUUCUCAACGACAAACGUUUCUGAGAGACAAUUGUGGCUGGUUGUUCUUAUCAUCGUGUUUUAAAGAGUGUGAAGAAACUGUUCGGUUUCUGCUGGAACAGAACUCUUCUCUAGCGACAUAUAUACAUCCCGAUGGAAAAAUUACGUCAUUACAUAUAGCUGCAAUGUUCGGAAAUUUACGAAUUGCCGAAAUGAUUCUGGAAGCCACUCCCGAUGAAGAACAAAAUUCCUAUAUAGAGCACCCGACAAGCGAUAUGAUGAGUUCACCAUUUGUCCUUGCUGCUUUUUGUGGUCAUUUGAAGCUGCUCCAGUAUUUCCGCGACCGGCACAAAUCGAAGGGGACCAGUCAGCGAGAACUACACACUAUUGCGGUCGAUAACAAAGGAGCAACGCCUCUUUCGAUUGCUGUGCUUAGUCAUAAUGUUGACAUUGUUAGUUGGCUUGUCAGCAUUGAUCCGGAUUGUAUGAAAACAAUAUACAAAAACGACAAAACUGUGUUUCAUCACCUCGCUGCAUUCGGCAGUACUGAAAUUGCUUCUGCUCUCUUAAAAUCGUUGAAUUCAUCGGAAAAAAAUUCAUUGAUUUCAUGGCCAGACAAGAAUGGCAUGACGGCGUUUAACUGGUCGUGUUCAAAAGGUCAUCUUGAGUUCAGCCAGUGGUUGAUUCACGAAUACAAGAAUUGCCAGUCAGAAUCUGAUCCACCAUUACAAAUAGCUCAAAAUAACGAUGGAUACACGCCUCUUGCUAAUGCUGUGGCCUUUCAACAUUUUGUCAUUGUUAGAUGGCUGAUCAGCAUUGAUCCGGAUUGUAUGAAAACACGAAGCAAACAGCAAGAAAGUGUACUUCAUCACGCAGCUGCAAACGGCGAUACUGAAAACGCUUCUGUUCUCUUAAAACUGUUGAACUCAUCGGACAAAAGUUCCUUGAUUUUAUCGCCAGACAACGAUGGCCAGACAGCGUUUCACUGGUCGUGUUCAAAAGGUCAUCUUGAGUUCAGUCAGUGGCUGAUUCACGAAUACAGGAAUUGCAAGUCAGAAUCUGAUCCACCAUUACAAAUAAUUCAAGAUAAUGAUGGAGACACGCCUCUUGCGAGUGCUGUGGUCAAUCAACAACUUGUCAUUGUUAGAUGGCUAAUCAGCAUUGAUCUGGUUUGUAUGAAAACACAAAACAAAAAGCAAGUAAGUGUACUUCACUACGCAGCUUCAAACGGCGAUAUUGAAAAUGCUUCUGUUCUCCUAAAAAUGUUGAACUCAUCGGACAAAAGUUCCUUGAUUUUAUCGCCAGACAUCGAUGGCGAGACAGCGCUUCACAGGUCGUGUUCAAAAGGUCAUCUUGAGUUCAGUCAGUGGCUGAUUCACGAAUACAGGAAUUGCAAGUCAGAAUCUGAUCCACCAUUACAAAUAAUUCAAGAUAAUGAUGGAGACACGCCUCUUGCGAGUGCUGUGGUCAAUCAACAACUUCUCAUUGUAUGUUGGCUAGUCAGCAGUGAUCUGGAUUGUAUGAAAACACGAAACAAAAAACAAAAAAGUGUACUUCAUCAGGCAGCUGCAAACGGCGAUACUGAAAAUGCUUCUUUUCUCUUAGAAUCGAUGAACUCAUCGGACAAAUGUUCCUUGAUUUUAUCGCCAGACAACUAUGGCGAGACAGCGUUUCACAGGUCUUGUUCAAAAGGUCAUCUUGAGUUCAGCCAGUGGCUGACUCACGAGUACAAGGAUUGCAAGUCAGAGUCUGAUCCACCAUUACAAAUAAUUCAAGAUAACGAUGGAGACACGCCUCUUGCGAGUGCUGUGGUCAAUCAACAACUUGUCAUUGUUAGAUGGCUAUUCAGCAUUGAUCUGGAUUGUAUGAAAACACGAAACAAAAAACAAAAAAGUGUACUUCAUCAGGCAGCUGCAAACGGCGAUACUGAAAUUGCUUCUUUUCUCUUAGAAUCGAUGAACUCAUCGGACAAAAGUUCCUUGAUUUUAUCGCCAGACAACGAUGGCGAGACAGCGUUUCACUGGUCUUGUUCAAAAGGUCAUCUUGAGUUCAGCCAGUGGCUGAUUCACGAAUACAAGGAUUGCAAGUCAGAAUCUGAUCCACCAUUACAAAUAGUUCAGCAAAACGAUGGAGACACCCCUCUUGCGAUUGCUGUGAUCUGUCAACAACUUGUCAUUGUCAGAUGGCUGGUCGACAUUGAUCCGGAUUGUAUCAAAACACGAAGCAAAAAGCAAAUAAGUGUACUUCAUUAUGCAGCUUCAAACGGCGAUACUGAAAAUGCUUCUGUCUUCUUAAAACUGUUGAACUCAUCGGACAAAAGUUCCUUGAUUUUAUCGCCAGACAAAGAUGGCGAGACAGCGUUUUACUGGUCUUGUUCAAAAGGUCAUCUUGAGUUCAGCCAGUGGCUGAUUCACGAGUACAAGGAUUGCAAGUCAGAAUCUGAUCCACCAUUACAAAUAGUUCAAGAUAACGAUGGGGACACGCCUCUUGCGAUUGCUGUGGUCAAUCAACAACUUGACAUUGUUAUUUGGCUUGUCAGCAUUGAUCCUGAUUGUAUGAAAACACGAAACAAAGAGCAAAAAAGUGUACUUCAUCACGCAAUGCAUAACGGCGAUACUGAAAUUGCUUCUUUUCUCCUAAAAUCGAUGAACUCAUCAGACAAAAAAUCAUUAAUUUUAUCGCCAGACAAGGAUGGCAAGACAGAACUUCACUUUUCGUGUUCACAUGGUCAUCUUGAGUUUAGCCAGUGGUUGAUUCACGAAUACAAGAAUUGCAAGUUAGAAAAUGAUCCACCAUUACAAAUGGUUCAAGAGAACGAUGGAAACACGCCUCUUGCAAUUGCUGUGUUCAAUCAACAACUUGACAUUGUUAUUUGGCUUGUCAGCAUUGAUCUUGAUUGUAUGAAAACACGAAACAAAGAGCAAAAAAGUGUACUUCAUCACGCAGCUGUAAACGGCGAUACUGAAAUUGCUUCUGUUCUCUUGAAAUUGUUGAACUCAUCGGACAAAAGUUCCUUGAUUUUAUCGCCAGACAAAAAUGGCGAGACAGCGUUUCAGUGGUCGUGUUUACAAGGUCAUCUUGAGUUCAGCCAAUGGUUGUUUGACGAAUACAAGAAUUGCAAGUCAGAAUCUGAUCCACCAUUACAAAUAGUUCAAGAUAACGAUGGAGACUCGCCUCUUGCGAAUGCUGUGUUCAAUCAACAACUUGUCAUUGUUAGAUGGUUAUUAAGCAUUGAUCUGGAUUGUAUGAAAACACGAAACAAAAAGCAAGAAAGCGUACUUCAUCACUCAGCUGCAAACGGCGAUACUGAAAUUGCUUCUGUUCUCUUAAAAUCGAUGAACUCAUUGUAUAAAAGUUCAUUGAUUUUAUCGCCAGACAACGAUAGCAAGACAGCGUUUCACGUUUCGUGUUCAAAUGGUCAUCUUGAGUUCAGCCAGUGGUUGUUUGAUGAAUACAAGAAUUGCAAGUCAGAAAUUGAUCCACCAUUACAAAUAGUUCCAGAUAACGAUGGAAACACAACUCUUGCGGCUGCUGUGAUUAGUCAUCAUCUUGACAUUGUUAGUUGGCUUGUCAGCAUUGAACCGGAUUGUAUGAAAACACGAAACAAAAAUAAAGAAAGUGUACUUCAUCAAGCAGCUGCAAACGGCAAUACGGAAAUUGCUUCUGUUCUCUUAAAAUCAUUGAACUUGUCGGACAAAAACGCAUUGAUUUUAUCCCCAGACAACGAUGGCAUGACAGCAUUUCACUGGUCGUGUUCAAAAGGUCAUCUUGAGUUCAGCAAAAUGAUGCUUGAAGAAUACAACACAUGCACAUCAGAAUCUGAUUCGCCAUUACACACACUUCAAGAUAGAAAGGGCAACACACCUAUUGAUUUUGCUGUGACGAGUCAACGUCUGGAUGUUGUUUUUUGGUUGCUGACAAAUAACACUGACAUGCCUGUCGUGGUGUCUGAAGAGUAGCUGUUUUCUUGAAUGAAUAUCCCACUGACUUAGAUUAUGAUUUUUAUCAUCUAGUAGAAUGAUAAUAUUAUCAGCAACAAUAAUCAGAAAUGAUUUAUGUGGCCAAACUGUGCACUGAAUAGGCGCACAAUUUGUUGUCGCUAGGUCAGUUGAUUCCAUGUACAAGUCUUUAAACAAGUUGCAAACUAAAUUGUAAUUGAAUUCCUCAUACAACAUUUCAUUUCCAUGAUUCCGCGUGAAAAUAUCUGGAACGUUGUUCUUGUAUGCACAUUUGUUUUGACAUGGGUUCUGCAAAAAAACGAAUGUAACUAGUUGUUCUGGAUUUACAAAUUUAAGCGGAC
This is a messenger RNA of Symsagittifera roscoffensis, 7833 nucleotides long. RefSeq lists its product as uncharacterized. Lineage: Eukaryota; Metazoa; Xenacoelomorpha; Acoela; Convolutidae. The record is from RefSeq and is a predicted model, not a curated record. The coding region runs from base 383 to 7492 and encodes 2369 amino acids. Gene Ontology annotation, molecular function: protein binding. The transcript has 12 exons.